This is a messenger RNA of Sugiyamaella lignohabitans, 300 nucleotides long. RefSeq lists its product as uncharacterized. Gene Ontology annotation, biological process: ribosomal large subunit assembly. The record is from RefSeq and is a predicted model, not a curated record. The transcript has a single exon. Bases 1 to 300 code for a protein of 99 amino acids. Gene Ontology annotation, cellular component: preribosome, large subunit precursor. Lineage: Eukaryota; Fungi; Ascomycota; Dipodascomycetes; Dipodascales; Trichomonascaceae.
AUGAACAUUGAUGGUGAAGAAGAGACUGCUGUGUCUAACUCCACGGCUGAGAGACCAGUGAUUCCCGAUCCAUUGAAGACAUCUGCUAGCAAAAGCGAGUUUGAAGAUUACUACGUCCAAAUGAUGACCGAGAAGUUCGGCGACGACUUGAACAAACUGCGUCAAAGUAACGAUUUCCAGCCCAAAUCGCUGUUCAUGUUGAUUAAUGCAUUAAAAGAAGGUGUCAAUAUCUUUGAUGCCGACCAGCAAAAGAUUAUUCUCAGUAGAGCUCAGGAUGAGCACACUGCUGUUAGCAAGUAA